This is a messenger RNA of Theileria orientalis strain Shintoku, 1581 nucleotides long. RefSeq lists its product as hypothetical. The record is from RefSeq and is a predicted model, not a curated record. The coding region runs from base 1 to 1581 and encodes 526 amino acids. The transcript has a single exon. Lineage: Eukaryota; Apicomplexa; Aconoidasida; Piroplasmida; Theileriidae.
AUGAGCAAAAUGACCUCGAAUAUAUUUGUUUUGUUUUUGGUCUUUCUCACAGUCUACGACCACUCUGUAGUCUGUAACGGAGAAAAUGACCCAGCAGAUGCCAAACUAACUAGGACUGUAUUUAACUUGGGAAGUUUCCGAAAGAAUAAUUACAUAAUUAGCAAAUCAAGCGACGAGCCGUUUAGUUACAAAGUUAUGCCAAAGGAAGGAACCUUGAUCCAUAUAGUUAGAUUAUCCAACAUGGUUGUUUGGAAAACUCCUGAUUCCUGGUCAGUAGAGAGUAUUAUAAUCAAACCAUAUGAAGAUAAUGCGUUUUAUGCCAUUCUGAAAGUUAAAGAUUCUGACAACGUAGCCACAUUAAUGCACUUUAUAUCCUCGAACACAUUUGAACACAGGAGCCUGGUUCAGCAUAUUCAUACAUCAAACAUAGAGAUGUUUGCUGACUAUUCAUCAAUUAAGGAUAGCUUCAACAUAAGCAGCGAACUUGAUCUAAGAUAUCAUGACAUCAGCGAAGUAAUAUCUGAAGACGGAACCCUUAGAAGGAUUAUGAUAAAACCUGCUGUUGGCUUUUUUUCAUCUGUUCACGAUAACCUUACUGUUCUUCACUAUGAAGAAGGUAUUUCAGUCGAGUCGAUGGUACUAUUAAAAUCAAGUGGAGAGAAUAAGCUGCUAUUGUUGAACUUGGUAGACUCUGAGGGAGCCGCAUCGACGAAAUAUCUUUCCAACGACGGCGAAUCGUGGGAGCUAAAGGACGAGAGUGAAUACAACGAAAUAUACGGAGAAAACAAUUUUGAAUCCGCUGAGAAGCCUGCGGAGGUCGCUCCCGGCGAGGAAACGACUCGAUACGACAUAAUGACAAACGACUCGUUUUUAGAAACUAACACACACAAGUUUACCUACGGAACCAUCAAAACCAUCUGUAACUUUUUCAAGAAACUGGAGAGCAUAGUCGAGGGGGAUCUUGAAAUAACUUCGGAGCCCAUGUUUCAUCCCUCUGUAUAUGUCUACAGGGGUGAAAAUUUCUGGGACUGCAUUGAAAUAAUUCACUCGAACUCGGAGAAGGACCGGAGUUACAGGGCCAACUGCUACUACGUCAAGGAGGAGGGCGCGUGGACUAAGGUCAACCAGGUCGACUUCUUUUCGAGGAUUAAGGGCCAAAUUGAAUCUAAUCUCACCAGGCUAGGCGCCUCUGAGGAGACUGUUCAAAUGUUUGAGCAGUUCGGGCUGGAGGACAGUGUCGAGAGAACUGAGACUGACUCUCUUCCCUUUGCGGUGGAAGCGCCGCCCAAGAAGGUGGUCGACAAAAAUCCUCGCGCUGAUCAGGCCAAGGGUCCCAUGAUCCCAGGUGAAGGUGCGAUGGGCGGCGCUGGUGGAAAGGCGCCUCCUCCUCCCACGGGAAGGCGCAAGAGGCCUCGCGGCGGCGAUGAAAACUUGCCGGAUCCUUCUCUUUUGGCUGGCGACCCAAUUCCUGACGACAAGGACGCCGCCAAGGGCGACCGAUCUGAGGACGAUGAAGAAACCUCCGAUUUUCGUGCCGGCUCAAUUAUUUUCCUCUUGAUAGUCUCUCUGAUGCUCUACUAA